AUGUUACCUGGGACUAACCACUCUCGAGCAAUUGCCCGUUCGGGUGUCGACUGGGUCUGUGUCGACUGUGAACAUGGCAACAUCGAUGAUGGAGAGAUGCAUGAAGCCGUCAUCGCCAUAGCCCGCGAAGGCGUCAGUCCCAUAGUUCGCAUUCCUGCCAAUGAGGCUUGGAUGGUCAAGCGUGCCCUCGACGCGGGCGCUCACGGCAUCGUUGUUCCUUUGAUCUACACAGUGGAAGACGCAAAACGCCUUGUUGCUUCAGCGAAGUUCCCACCCGAAGGAAACCGAGGUUUUGGGUCGCCCUUCUCGCCUCAUGCCUUCACUGGCGAAGCGCUCACAGAGUACCUUACAAACGCCAAUUCCUCACUUCAAACGAUUGUUCAGAUCGAGACAAAGUCAGCGCUUGAAUCUGUCAAGGAGAUCGCUGCAAUCCCGGGCGUUGAUUGUCUGCUCAUCGGGCCUUUCGACUUGGGCAAUAAUAUUGGAAGACCGAUCUUGGGCGAAAUGCACCAGGAGUUGAAGGACGCCAUCGAGAAGAUUCAAGAGGCAGCACAUGAAGCGGGUAAGAAGGUAGGCAUCUACUGUGCGGAUGGUCAGCAGGCGCAAGGUUACGCACAAAGGGGCUUCGACUUCAUCAGCGUAUGCACUGACUUCCCUGCAAUUACUGCGGCGUUUGCAGGUGCAGUCAAAACGGCCAAGGGCGAAGCCAGUGGACCUGAAAAGGGUGGUGUAAAGGGGUACGAUGGACGAUAA
This is a messenger RNA of Macroventuria anomochaeta, 753 nucleotides long. Its product is annotated as 2,4-dihydroxyhept-2-ene-1,7-dioic acid aldolase-like protein. Bases 1 to 753 code for a protein of 250 amino acids. Gene Ontology annotation, molecular function: aldehyde-lyase activity. Gene Ontology annotation, cellular component: cytoplasm. The transcript is spliced from 3 exons. NCBI's taxonomy places the organism in Eukaryota, Fungi, Ascomycota, Dothideomycetes, Pleosporales, Didymellaceae. The record is from RefSeq and is a predicted model, not a curated record.